CACGGGUCCACCACAGCGAUCGGACCGAGACACAACGACACGAAUCCGCUCUUUUCCACGUCAGAAUCAAGUCCGGACAUGAGAGCUCUUACCGGGUAGAAAAGACGCUCGAAUCAGUUGAAUUCCACCGCGUUCCGCAUCAUGAAGCCGUCUGUGCGCUUCCCACUCCCACUGUGGACUCUGCUGGUCUGUAGUGGACUUUUCAAGAUCUCACAAGCUCAAUGUAAUGCUGUUAACUGUGAUAGCAAUGCAACAGCUCCACUAGAAACAACAAUAACAACAACAAAUAUAACAAUCGAGUUUGCCCAAAGUGACCCAAACUGCACCUUCACAACCACUUCACUGACUGAUCUGAUUCCUGGAGCUGUCUACCGGAUAUUGAAUAAUUGUUCCAACUGCUGCAUCAACGUCACAACCAAACCCGAGAAGGUCAAUCCAACUGUGACUGAAACCACAACAUCCACUGUGUCUCUGAGCUGGACUAAACCAGAGGGAAAUGUCUCAGUCUAUAGAGUACAGUGGACUGAUGGAAACACCAAUAAUGAAACGGAUGUGACUGACACCUCUGUAACCAUUUCUGGUCUGAGUCCUGGUGUCAAGUAUGACAUAAAUGUUACCGCAGUGGCUGAUGAUCAUCAUACUGUGGGACAGACUGCCACCACAUCCACAUACACAGAGCCUGAAGUAGUCAACAAUCUCAGUUUAUCUAAAGUUACAAUAUCCUCUGUGUCUCUGAUCUGGACUAAACCAGAAGGAAACAGUUCCUUCUAUUCAGUACACUGGACUGAUGGAACAAACAGACACAAUAAAAAUGUGACUCAAACAUUUAUAAACAUUCUGAACCUGACUGCUGGUGUCCAGUAUAGUUUUACUGUUGCUGCUGUGGCUGGAGAUGAGACAACUGUAGGAGAAGCAAAGACAGUUUCAUCGUACACAAAGCCUGAAGUAGUCAGAAACCUCACUGUCAAUGAAGUCACAACAUCCUCUGUGUCUCUGAUCUGGACUAAACCAGAAGGAAACAGUUCCUUCUAUUCAGUACACUGGACUGAUGGAACAAACAGACACAAUAAAAAUGUGACUCAAACAUCUUAUUCCAUCACUAACCUGACUGCUGGUGUCCAGUAUACAAUAACUGUUACUGCAGUGGCAGGUGAUGGAUACACUGAAGGACAGAAUACUUCUGUUUACACAUACACAAAGCCUGAAGUAGUCAGAAACCUCACUGUCAAUGAAGUCACAACAUUCUCUGUGUCUCUGAUCUGGACUAAACCAGAAGGAAACAGUUCCUUCUAUUCAGUACACUGGACUGAUGGAACAAACAGAGACAAUAAAAGUGUGACUCAAACAUCUUAUUCCAUCACUAACCUGACUGCUGGUGUCCAGUAUACAAUAACUGUUACUGCAGUGGCAGGUGAUGGAUACACUGAAGGACAGAGUACUUCUGUUUACACAUACACAAAGCCUGAAGUAGUCAGAAACCUCACUGUCAAUGAAGUCACAACAUCCUCUGUGUCUCUGAUCUGGACUAAACCAGAAGGAAACAGUUCCUUCUAUUCAGUACACUGGACUGAUGGAACAGACCGUGUUACUAAAAAUGUGACUCAAACAUCUUAUUCCAUCACUAACCUGACUGCUGGUGUCCAGUAUACAAUAACUGUUACUGCAGUGGCAGGUGAUGGAUACACUGAAGGACAGAGUACUUCUGUUUACACAUACACAAAGCCUGAAGUAGUCAGAAACCUCACUGUCAAUGAAGUCACAACAUUCUCUGUGUCUCUGAUCUGGACUAAACCAGAAGGAAACAGUUCCUUCUAUUCAGUACACUGGACUGAUGGAACAAACAGACACAAUAAAAGUGUGACUCAAACAUCUUAUUCCAUCACUAACCUGACUGCUGGUGUCCAGUAUACAAUAACUGUUACUGCAGUGGCAGGUGAUGGAUACACUGAAGGACAGAGUACUUCUGUUUACACAUACACAAAGCCUGAAGUAGUCAGAAACCUCACUGUCAAUGAAGUCACAACAUCCUCUGUGUCUCUGAUCUGGACUAAACCAGAAGGAAACAGUUCCUUCUAUUCAGUACACUGGACUGAUGGAACAAACAGAGACAAUAAAAAUGUGAAUCAAACAUUUAUAAACAUUCUGAACCUGACUGCUGGUGUCCAGUAUAGUUUUACUGUUGUUGCUGUGGCUGGAGAUGAGACAACUGUAGGAGAAGCAAAGACAGUUUCAUCGUACACAAAGCCUGAAGUAGUCAGAAACCUCACUGUCAAUGAAGUCACAACAUCCUCUGUGUCUCUGAUCUGGACUAAACCAGAAGGAAACAGUUCCUUCUAUUCAGUACACUGGACUGAUGGAACAGACCGUGUUACUAAAAAUGUGACUCAAACAUCUUAUUCCAUCACUAACCUGACUGCUGGUGUCCAGUAUACAAUAACUGUUACUGCAGUGGCAGGUGAUGGAUACACUGAAGGACAGAGUACUUCUGUUUACACAUACACAAAGCCUGAAGUAGUCAGAAACCUCACUGUCAAUGAAGUCACAACAUUCUCUGUGUCUCUGAUCUGGACUAAACCAGAAGGAAACAGUUCCUUCUAUUCAGUACACUGGACUGAUGGAACAAACAGAGACAAUAAAAGUGUGACUCAAACAUCUUAUUCCAUCACUAACCUGACUGCUGGUGUCCAGUAUACAAUAACUGUUACUGCAGUGGCAGGUGAUGGAUACACUGAAGGACAGAGUACUUCUGUUUACACAUACACAAAGCCUGAAGUAGUCAGAAACCUCACUGUCAAUGAAGUCACAACAUCCUCUGUGUCUCUGAUCUGGACUAAACCAGAAGGAAACAGUUCCUUCUAUUCAGUACACUGGACUGAUGGAACAGACCGUGUUACUAAAAAUGUGACUCAAACAUCUUAUUCCAUCACUAACCUGACUGCUGGUGUCCAGUAUACAAUAACUGUUACUGCAGUGGCAGGUGAUGGAUACACUGAAGGACAGAGUACUUCUGUUUACACAUACACAAAGCCUGAAGUAGUCAGAAACCUCACUGUCAAUGAAGUCACAACAUUCUCUGUGUCUCUGAUCUGGACUAAACCAGAAGGAAACAGUUCCUUCUAUUCAGUACACUGGACUGAUGGAACAAACAGACACAAUAAAAGUGUGACUCAAACAUCUUAUUCCAUCACUAACCUGACUGCUGGUGUCCAGUAUACAAUAACUGUUACUGCAGUGGCAGGUGAUGGAUACACUGAAGGACAGAGUACUUCUGUUUACACAUACACAAAGCCUGAAGUAGUCAGAAACCUCACUGUCAAUGAAGUCACAACAUCCUCUGUGUCUCUGAUCUGGACUAAACCAGAAGGAAACAGUUCCUUCUAUUCAGUACACUGGACUGAUGGAACAAACAGAGACAAUAAAAAUGUGAAUCAAACAUUUAUAAACAUUCUGAACCUGACUGCUGGUGUCCAGUAUAGUUUUACUGUUGUUGCUGUGGCUGGAGAUGAGACAACUGUAGGAGAAGCAAAGACAGUUUCAUCGUACACAAAGCCUGAAGUAGUCAGAAACCUCACUGUCAAUGAAGUCACAACAUCCUCUGUGUCUCUGAUCUGGACUAAACCAGAAGGAAACAGUUCCUUCUAUUCAGUACACUGGACUGAUGGAACAGACCGUGUUACUAAAAAUGUGACUCAAACAUCUUAUUCCAUCACUAACCUGACUGCUGGUGUCCAGUAUACAAUAACUGUUACUGCAGUGGCAGGUGAUGGAUACACUGAAGGACAGAGUACUUCUGUUUACACAUACACAAAGCCUGAAGUAGUCAGAAACCUCACUGUCAAUGAAGUCACAACAUUCUCUGUGUCUCUGAUCUGGACUAAACCAGAAGGAAACAGUUCCUUCUAUUCAGUACACUGGACUGAUGGAACAAACAGAGACAAUAAAAGUGUGACUCAAACAUCUUAUUCCAUCACUAACCUGACUGCUGGUGUCCAGUAUACAAUAACUGUUACUGCAGUGGCAGGUGAUGGAUACACUGAAGGACAGAGUACUUCUGUUUACACAUACACAAAGCCUGAAGUAGUCAGAAACCUCACUGUCAAUGAAGUCACAACAUCCUCUGUGUCUCUGAUCUGGACUAAACCAGAAGGAAACAGUUCCUUCUAUUCAGUACACUGGACUGAUGGAACAAACAGACACAAUAAAAAUGUGAAUCAAACAUUUAUAAACAUUCUGAACCUGACUGCUGGUGUCCAGUAUAGUUUUACUGUUGUUGCUGUGGCUGGAGAUGAGACAACUGUAGGAGAAGCAAAGACAGUUUCAUCGUACACAAAGCCUGAAGUAGUCAGAAACCUCACUGUCAAUGAAGUCACAACAUCCUCUGUGUCUCUGAUCUGGACUAAACCAGAAGGAAACAGUUCCUUCUAUUCAGUACACUGGACUGAUGGAACAGACCGUGUUACUAAAAAUGUGACUCAAACAUCUUAUUCCAUCACUAACCUGACUGCUGGUGUCCAGUAUACAAUAACUGUUACUGCAGCGGCAGGUGAUGGAUACACUGAAGGACAGAGUACUUCUGUUUACACAUACACAAAGCCUGAAGUAGUCAGAAACCUCACUGUCAAUGAAGUCACAACAUUCUCUGUGUCUCUGAUCUGGACUAAACCAGAAGGAAACAGUUCCUUCUAUUCAGUACACUGGACUGAUGGAACAAACAGAGACCAUAAAAGUGUGACUCAAACAUCUUAUUCCAUCACUAACCUGACUGCUGGUGUCCAGUAUACAAUAACUGUUACUGCAGUGGCAGGUGAUGGAUACACUGAAGGACAGAGUACUUCUGUUUACACAUACACAAAGCCUGAAGUAGUCAGAAACCUCACUGUCAAUGAAGUCACAACAUCCUCUGUGUCUCUGAUCUGGACUAAACCAGAAGGAAACAGUUCCUUCUAUUCAGUACACUGGACUGAUGGAAAAAAUAGUGAGAGUAAAAAUGUGACUCAAACAUCUUAUUCCAUCACUAACCUGACUGCUGGUGUCCAGUAUACAAUAACUGUUACUGCAGCGGCAGGUGAUGGAUACACUGAAGGACAGAAUACUUCUGUUUACACAUACACAAAGCCUGAAGUAGUCAGAAACCUCACUGUCAAUGAAGUCACAACAUCCUCUGUGUCUGUGAUCUGGACUAAACCAGAAGGAAACAGUUCCUUCUAUUCAGUACACUGGACUGAUGGAACAAACAGACACAAUAAAAAUGUGACUCAAACAUUUAUAAACAUUCUGAACCUGACUGCUGGUGUCCAGUAUAGUUUUACUGUUGUUGCUGUGGCUGGAGAUGAGACAACUGUAGGAGAAGCAAAGACAGUUUCAUCGUACACAAAGCCUGAAGUAGUCAGAAACCUCACUGUCAAUGAAGUCACAACAUCCUCUGUGUCUCUGAUCUGGACUAAACCAGAAGGAAACAGUUCCUUCUAUUCAGUACACUGGACUGAUGGAACAGACCGUGUUACUAAAAAUGUGACUCAAACAUCUUAUUCCAUCACUAACCUGACUGCUGGUGUCCAGUAUACAAUAACUGUUACUGCAGCGGCAGGUGAUGGAUACACUGAAGGACAGAGUACUUCUGUUUACACAUACACAAAGCCUGAAGUAGUCAGAAACCUCACUGUCAAUGAAGUCACAACAUCCUCUGUGUCUCUGAACUGGACUAAACCAGAAGGAAACAGUUCCUUCUAUUCAGUACACUGGACUGAUGGAACAAACAGUGAGAGUAAAAAUGUGACUGAAACAUUUAUAAUCAUCACUAACCUGACUGCUGGUGUCCAGUAUACAAUAACUGUUACUGCAGUGGCAGGUGAUGGAUACACUGAAGGACAGAGUCGCAAUGUUUCUCAGUACACAAAGCCUGGUAAAAUUUUGUCACCCACUGUUUCCUCGACCACAUCCUCCCUGUCACUAAACUGGACCAAACCUCACGGUGUUGUGUUCACGUACAAGCUGACCAUUGAUUACAGUGGUGGAAACCCAGAGACACAAUAUUCCAAUGCUGCCACUGCUGAGUUUUCAGAGCUGAUCCCUGGUACUCAGUACACAGUCACAAUCACUGCUGUUGCUGGAGAUAAUAAAACACAAGGAGAAAAUUACACACUCUCUGCAUUCACAUAUCCUGCAAAGCCUGAGAACAUUACAGCAAAUCAGUCAACUGAUUACCUCUACAUCAGCUGGACUUUACCAGCAGGAAGGGCCGAUCGAUAUAUUGUACAACUCUCAAAUGAAUCAAAUGAAACUUUGAUCCAAAGUGCCAAGUUUACUGGAUUACUACCAGGUCGACUCUACAACGUCACGGUGACGGCUGUAGCUGGAAACUUAGCUAACGUGUCUGACCCCAUUUCAAAGGCCACCGUUCCCACCCCUCCACAGUCCGUCAGUGUGACAGACAAAACAAACUCUUCAUUGCGUCUGAAUUGGGAGAUGGAUUCCCUGCUGGAGGGUGCUUCAGACAUCUUCUACUCAAUCACCUACCAAGGGGGAGACAUAGAACGCACCGAAAACUCCACAGACAAUAGCACAGAACUGUCAUCACUCUCCUCUGGGACUUUAUAUAAUAUAACUGUGAUAACAGUGGGGCCGCAAUAUUUAAGAAGCACAGAGGCCAGAACAUCUGCUUAUACCUUGCCGAACCCUGUUGUGAACCUGAAUGCUUGGCCUGAGUCCACCACCUCAGUAAACGUAACAUGGUCAGAACCUGUAGAACCCAAGCCCUAUUACAGAUACCAGAUUCUAAUCUACGAAGCUGCAAAUGAGACACUUGCAGGCAACAAGACAACCAGCAGUAACAGCAUAAUUGUAAAUCGUCUGAAACCAGGAACUGGAUACAAUAUCAGUGUUGUGACGUUAACUCCGGGAAGUCAAUCCAUAGAACAAAAGACAUUCAGCUACACAAAGCCCAAAGCAGUGACCAACCUCACAACAGCUCAAACCUCCACUACCAUCGAGCUGACUUGGAGCAGACAAGAUGAUCAUAAGCCUACUUACAGCUACUCGGUGAAAGCGUUGCUGAAUGGACACAUGGUUAAGGAGGCUACCACAGAGAUGGGGAGUUACAACUUCACCAACCUGGAACCUGGAACUGUGUACACUUUAACAGUGGUAACGGUCAUUGACGGAGUUCAGUCUGCUGUGGAAUCCACAUCUGCCCAAACAUUUCCUGACCAGGUUUCACACAUCACAAUGAGUGGAACUACCACUACUAUGACAGUGAGCUGGGACCGGCCACAGGGGAGGGUGGACUCCUAUAUUGUUUGGCUUUACAACGACAGUGGGUUUGAAGUAAUCAGCACCAAUCUGAUCAAUACGAACACAACCUUUGGGGGACUGAAACCAGGAGUUCGUUUCUGUGCUGUUGUGAUCACCAAAACCGGAAAUCUGGAGACUAAUAGUUCAGAAGUUUGCAACGCAACUUAUCCGAACCCUCCCGGGAUGAUCCACGUAACAUCUCAGACAGUGCACUCCAUCAACUUCACCUGGGAUUUUCCAGAAGACAUGGAAGACCGUGACCAGUACAACUUCAGUGUCUCUACACCCAACGGAUCAUUUCUCAUCGAACCCAACUGGUACCUUUUGGAAUAUCUCCAAUCUGGAACCCUCUAUAGUACCUCUGUUGUAACUGUAGGGGUGGAAAACUAUAAAAGCACAGAAGUGACAACACAAAACUACACCAGACCGUUUUCUGUCACCAACUUGGAACUGUCUGAAAUCACCACUAAUUCCGUUACACUGAUGUGGAUCCAGCCAGAAGACAAAUCUUAUUACUCAUUUUUGGUGCGAGUUGCCACCAAUUCAAAUAUUAUACAUGAAGAGGUCGUUUCCAAUAAGACAUACACAGCUACUGAGCUUCAGUCUGGCACCAACUACAGCUUCAGUGUCCAAUCACAAACACCAGAUGGCACUACGGCGCCGGAGGCAGUGACGGUGUCCUGCUUUACAAGACCUUAUAGUAUUACAGAUUUGCAGGCUGACACCAUCAACACCACCUCUAUAAAUCUGACGUGGGAGAAGCCACUGGAAUACAAGAGGGAAUACACAUAUUUUGUCACAACAUCAGGCUGUGGUUCCAAAAACCAAACCUUCCAAGAGGAAUUUGCACUUAUUUCAGCGCUCAAUCCUGGGACUGACUGUACCCUCUGUGUUGUUGUCCUGGCACAGAAUGGCAUAGAAGGAGCAGAGAACUGUACCUCGCAGUACACCAAACCUGAGGCGGUGCAGCUCAUUGUCUCCAGUCAAGGCUCCAACAGUUCAUUGCUGGUAUCUUGGCAAAAACCUCAAGGGAAUGUUGAGUAUUACAGUGUUUAUCUGAAUAACACUUCAGAGAAUUUCCGGUCAGAGGCGACGUACAAUGAUACAGUUGGCUACCACCUCUUCACCAACCUGUCAGCAGGAAGGCUUUACACCGCCCUGGUAGUCACAGAGUGUGGACCUUUCAACACAUCAUCUGAACUCGUCACCAAUGCAACUUUUCCAAACCCUCCUGGACCCAUUACUGUCCUGUCAAAGACAACCCAGACCAUUGUCAUUUCUUGGGAGAAAGCCCCUCUGAUGGCUGGUGCUUUAUUCCAUUACCAGCUGAUGACCAACCCAAAUCAUGGAGACAGAACAACCAACUUCAACAAUUAUACUUUUUUUCCCUUGGUUUCUGGGACGCCCCAUAACAUCUCUGUGAAAACAGUGGGCGUCAUGGAUUUUAUGAGUGAGACAGUUGAGAGCCACAUGAUCACUACGAAACCAUUUAGUGUGACAUCUCUUCAGAGUUCCCAAGACGUGCGCAAUAUCACACUUACCUGGGAGAAACCUAUGGAAUACAAGGACAGCUAUAGGUUCUAUUUAACUUACAAAAACAGGACCUCCAGCAACAGUGCCAUAACUACAAAUUUAAAACAUACCUUCAAAGAGCUGAAUCCUGGGAGUUCCUAUACCUUUAACGUUACAACGGAGACGUUAGAUAAAACUCAGAGUGACACAGAAACGAUCACCAGCUGCACAACUGCAAGUCAAGUGACUAACCCACACUGUCAGCCUAUAAAUGAUACAAAUGCGACGUUCAACUUGUCCUGGUCGAAGCCUGAUGGCGAAUACACCGAAUUUAAAGUCGAAAUGGGCAAUCAAAACGAGACGAGGAAAUGUUGUUUUGCAUUAUUUUCCAAUCUUCGUUACUACACUAAUUAUACGGUGACAGUGACGACGCAGAGCUGUGGAAAAUCCAGCACUCCUGUCUCCCAUACCUGCAUGACGGGCAUCACAAAUCCACCAAUCCCAUCGAAAUUUGCAGACCUGGUAGAAGUGAUUGAAAAGGUAUACAACAAAUUCACGCUUCGGAUUGAGGAAAAUGUGCUAAACAACACCAAUGGACCAAUUAAAUAUAUUGGAGUGUUGGUGACAGAUAACCUAGGUACUGACAGUUCAAAGAACGAGUACUUGAGCAGCACAUACAACGACUGGAAAGCCAAGAAAACUACGGCAUACUUAGCUACAAUCCAAGACAUCAAACCUCAGUCCCGAAGCACCAACAAUACUCUUACCAUACAAAUAGGAGAUGAAAGCACAUGGGAGGGUUAUUCUAAUGGCCCUCUGGAGGCCACUGGACAAUACCGAUUGGCCAUUGUGUUGUUCACCGAUCUGAAGCUGAGUGAUAAGCUCAUAGAUACAGAUACUAGCCUUUCCUCAACAACUGACUUUUAUAUAGUGGUACACCUCCCACAGAACCCAGCUACCAUUGGUAUUGCUGUCGGAGUGACACUUGGAAUUUUCUGCAUUCUCUUCUUCACUCUCAUUGGCUUCAUUAUCUACUGGAGAAGGGUGUCCAACAAAGAAGCCUCAGAUAUUCAGAUCCAUUCCAUGAGAGCCAAAGUGAGUAUACCUGUGAGGGUGGAAGACUAUGAGGCUUACUACAAGAAGCAGAAAGCAGACUCCAACUGUGGCUUUGCUGAAGAGUUUGAGGAUCUGAAGGUUGUUGGAACAGGUCAGUCCAAAACAAAUGCUCUCAAUCCGGAGAACAAGCCCAAGAACCGCUACAACAACGUGCUUCCAUACGACUCUUCUAGGGUGAAACUCUCUAUUGUCCAUGGGAGUCCAUUUGACGACUACAUCAAUGCUAACUACAUGCCGGGCUACAACUCCAGGAAGGAGUUUAUUGCAGCUCAGGGCCCGCUGCCCACCACCGUCAACGAGUUCUGGAGGAUGAUCUGGGAGAAGAAUGUCCGUACUCUGGUCAUGUUGACACGCUGCAAUGAACAGGGACGAGUAAAAUGUGAGCAGUACUGGGAUUCUGGCACCAAGCACUAUGAAAACAUCACUGUGACAACCACCUCUGAAAUACCACUUGAAGACUGGACCAUCAGGGAUUUCGACGUUAAAAAUGUGAAAACCGCAGAGACCCGUUCAGUGCGUCACUUCCAUUUCACUGCCUGGCCAGACCACAGGGUCCCAGAGACCACCGAGCUCCUUAUCAGCUUCAGACAUUUGGUUAGAGAGCACAUGGACCAAUAUUCCAGGCACUCUCCAACUGUAGUCCACUGCAGUGCUGGCGUGGGACGCACUGGAACUCUCAUAGCCAUCGAUCGUCUCAUCUUCCAGAUUGAAAGGGAAAACAUUGUAGAUAUUUAUGGCAUCGUCCACGAUCUGCGCAUGCACCGAAACCUCAUGGUGCAGACAGAGGACCAGUAUGUGUUCCUAAACCAAUGUGCAAUGGACAUCAUCAGAUCAAGAACUGGAACCAACGUGGAUCUGAUCUAUCAAAACACAGCUGCACUCUCUAUUUAUGAGAAUGUCCAACCUAAUCAAGGUUUUUCCAAGAAUGGGUACCACAACACAUAGGCUCCAAAGCAGCACCUGUCUUCCAUCCUUCUCUCAUUGGGAAGCCAGCCUUUUUAACAAAUGUAUUUAUUUUUAUAAUCCACCAGUUCCACUUUUAAAAAUUCUGUAGCAUUGUGGAUUAAAGUCACUCUUGUGGUAUUUAUUUGUGAAAAAAAUGUUUGAUGGAGGGACAAAAAGGGUAUAAUCAAUGACCAAAAAUAUUUUAUGAAAAUUUUGUCAGAUUAAAUAUCGAAGCUUUUCUUAUUAUUGGCUAUUUUUAUGUCCUUCUACUGUUUAUUUUAUUUCUCUGCUUACUUAUUACUGUAUAUGAUGCUGAUGAUUAAUUGUUAUACUCAGGUAAUGUGCUGGAUGCUGUAUAAAUAUUAUUACAGACAUUUGUGAUAAGGAAAAAGUUGCGAAUUUAAAAAAAUGUAAAGUGCAGGCUUGUAUAAAUCCUGAACCCUCUGCGCUUUAGUACCAGUGGGUGGCACUGUUCUUUUUUUCUUUUCACUGUUGAAGCCUAAAUGGAUAAAGACAAUAACAUAUUAUUUUGUCAUAUUAUUGAAGAUGGUCAGAACAUCUAACUAUUUUGCUUAAUGUGUUUUUUACUAUUUGGACUGUGCAAUGGUGUUAAUGAAGAAGUAUUUGUAUGCACUGUAAAAACUUAUGCACUGGAUGCAUGUAUGUUUCUGUACCAUUCACAAUUUUAAAUUAUGCAAUUUUUUUCCAUCAGUAGAAUCGACUUAGCUUUGGCCAGUACUUUGUGAAACUGGAAUAUUUCUUUUAACCACACAUUUAUAAUUUUCCUUUUUUUUUUUUUUUUUUUUUUUUUUUUUGACAAUUUUAGCAAAUGCUCAGGAAUUUAAGCAACGGAAGAUGAACUCUUUUCUGCACUGUACAUUCCUCCAAGGGCCAGCAACAAUGUUAUGUCACUUCCUGCUGCAUAUCUCGUCUAUCUAUGGACAUUUCCUGUUUCUAUAAAAAUGUUUCUUUUCAGCUUCUGACGUGCAGAAUUUUCCAUGAGAGAGGUACUAGUUUUUUGUUGUUGUGUUUUGAGGAUAAAUGAUCUCUGUAGAUAUUUUUGAAACCGCUGUCUUAUUUUUAUGUCUCAUAAUAUACUUAAAUGUAUUAAAAGCACUUACGUUUUUAAUGACCACAAAAAUAACUGUUAGGCACAAUGUUUUAAAAUGUUAUGGAUUGCAUAAUAAACUGCUUGCUGGUACAAUGCAUAAAAAAUAUAAAAGGAGCAAAACUUUUAUGUUUGUGUGUUUUACAACUUGACAAAAUGGGAUUAAAAAUACCAUAUUUUAUUAUGA
Messenger RNA from Sphaeramia orbicularis (orbiculate cardinalfish), 12158 nucleotides. RefSeq names its product receptor-type tyrosine-protein phosphatase beta. NCBI's taxonomy places the organism in Eukaryota, Metazoa, Chordata, Actinopteri, Kurtiformes, Apogonidae. Gene Ontology annotation, biological process: peptidyl-tyrosine dephosphorylation involved in inactivation of protein kinase activity. Gene Ontology annotation, cellular component: signaling receptor complex. The record is from RefSeq and is a predicted model, not a curated record. Bases 142 to 10863 code for a protein of 3573 amino acids. The transcript has 51 exons. Gene Ontology annotation, molecular function: protein binding; protein tyrosine phosphatase activity.